UUGAGAAUUCUAACUGUUGGUUGGGAGUCAUUUUCUUCUCUCUCUUCGGAAUAUCCACAGCGUGCUGAGUUGCACUUUUCUGGCUGCAGCUUUUUCAGACAACGUCUUGUCUACUCGUUGCUUAGUGGACGUCUCGUUAUUAUUCGUGAUAUACGUAAACAUGAGAAUGAGCCCGGCAUCAGGGAAUUUGAAGUAAAGCUUUUGGUGCUGCUAGAAAAAGUAACUAAUGGAACGCGAAUUCGUAUCAACGAAACAGGAACGGAAGUGUUGUUUUCGCCAGGAAUGGUUAUGGGUGGUUCCCUCGAUUUUGAUUGUGGUACUGAUCGAUUUUUUUCUUGGUUUCGAAAACAAAAAAUGUCGCAUUUGAUUACUAGCUUUUCUAGCUAUUAUGUGGAACCUUUGUUGAUGCUUGCUCCUUUCUGCAAGUAUCCAUUGAAAGUGGAACUGCGUGGGGUGACUAAUUCUCCUGGUGAAUUAAGCAUUGACGCUAUUCGGGCGACGUGGCUGCCAGUUUUCAAUAAAUUUGUGCGUGCCUUCGAAUCGCCAGAAAUAAAAAUUGUAGCUCGAGGCUAUAAACCAGAUGGUGGAGGAUGUGUCCUGUUUACAGCUCCGAUAACAAGAACUCUUCGGCCAGUACAGUCAAUGGGAAAAGUUUGUAAAAUUCGUGGUAUCGCUCUUAUUGCUAAAGUUUCGCCAUCGAUAGCUCAUCGUAUGAUUGAUGCGGCGAAAAAAGCGCUCCGUAAUUAUGUUGCUGAUGUUUACAUCACUAUUGAUCAAAGGAAAGGAGCAGCUGGUGGAAGUUCACCAGGAUUUGGACUUUUUUUAACAGCAGAAACUACGGAAGGCAUAGUUUAUCAUGGAAACGCUUUAUCGAAGCCUAAAGGAGAGCAAGGUAAUCAAGCUCUUCCUGAAGAUGUUGGACAUGGUGCAGCUUGUCAGCUAUUAGAUCAGAUCUAUGCGGGAGGAUGUGUUGAUAUAACAGCUCAGGCACUAGCUGUAACAUUCAUGGCACUUUGUGAAAAAGAUGUUAGCACGUAUUUGUUUGGACCACUUUCAGUUUGUUGGUUUUUGUUGAAAUCGUUUUUUGAAAUAAAGUUUAAAAUCGAGGAGUGGAACAAGCAGUGUGUGGACAAUAAACAGAGACUUGGAUCUAAUGAAAAAGCUUUAUUAACUUGUAUUGGAAUUGGCUACAGUAAUCUGAACAAAACUGUAUUAUGA
Molecule: messenger RNA, 1218 nt
Organism: Thelazia callipaeda (thelaziosis nematode)
Lineage: Eukaryota; Metazoa; Nematoda; Chromadorea; Rhabditida; Thelaziidae
Source: the annotation of a GenBank genome assembly